Molecule: messenger RNA, 2398 nt
Organism: Helobdella robusta
Lineage: Eukaryota; Metazoa; Annelida; Clitellata; Rhynchobdellida; Glossiphoniidae
Exons: 14
Coding region: 19-1941 (640 amino acids)
Biological process (GO): telomere maintenance via telomerase; DNA replication; nucleotide-excision repair
Cellular component (GO): nucleus; DNA replication factor A complex
Molecular function (GO): single-stranded telomeric DNA binding; damaged DNA binding
Source: RefSeq, a predicted model, not a curated record
AAGAAAAUUAGACGAAAAAUGGCGAAAUUUACUUUAACAGCCAACAGUUUGGAAAAGGUAAUGUCGGGACUGCCCUGCGAGAAACCUGUGGUGCAAGUCUUGGGCCACAAAAAGAUUGUUGGGGCGGGCCAGGGCCCGGAAAGGUUCAGGUUGUUGCUCUCGGAUGGGGUCCACACUGUCUCAUCCGUCAUGCUGGCCACUCAGCUGAAUGACAAAGUGACCAGUGGUCAGAUCGACAUCAAUGCAGUCGUCAGGCUAGAUAAGUACAUCUGUAAUAUCAUUCAAGCUGAGAAACGUGUUGUGGUUGUCCUAGAGUUGACAGUGCUGGGCGUGAGUUCAAUUGUAGGUGGAAAGAUUGGUAAUCCCCAGCCAUACAAGCAGCAAGCAGCUGGUGAACUGACCAAUAGCAAUGUGACAGCUGCUACUGCAGCUGCUGAUCUGAGGCAGCAGUUACCUCUGCAAGCACAGAACAACAACAGUAAUAAUAAUUCUGGUUUCAGCGGCAAAAGCCAAUUUGACAACACCUCAGCCAAGCAACAACAACAGAGGACACAAUCAUCAACUUCGUCAUCUGUGUCGCAACAGAUUAACAAAAACAAUUCAUCCAUGCUGGACACCCCUUCAAAGAUCACUUCCAUUUCUUCACUCAACCCAUAUCUUAACAGAUGGACUAUAAAAGCGAGAGUGACCCAGAAAUCCUCAAUAAAAACCUGGAGCAACUCAAAAGGUGAAGGUAAAUUGUUCUCGAUGAAUCUCAUCGACCAGUCGGGCGAGAUCCGAGCCACCUUGUUCAAAAACGAGGUUGACAAGUUCUUUGAUAUGAUAGAAGUCAACAAGGUGUAUUUCAUAAGGAAGGCCCAAUUGAAAAUAGCCAACAAGCAGUUCUCCAACCUGAACAAUGAUUUUGAACUGACAUUCACUGGUGAGACGGAGGUGAUCCCAUGUGCUGAUGGUGAGGAUUGUGAUGAUGACGGCCAGCAACUUCCUUCCAUCAGUUUCAAUUUUGUCGGAAUUGACAAGUUUGAACAAAUGCAGCCGAAUGUUAUCGUCGAUGUGAUAGCAGUUGUGAAGGACUGUGGCGACUUGAAGGUCGUGACCCAGAGACAAUCAAACAAGGAGAUCAAGAAGAGGGACAUCACACUCGUUGACCAGAGCAAAGUUCAAGUUACACUGACACUUUGGGGAGAUUAUGCCGAAUCUUUCAAGGCUGAAGGCAAUCCUGUUUUAGCCAUCAAGGGCGUCCGUUUAACUGAUUUUGGAGGUCGUUCUCUCAGCCAGUCAAACAAUUCACAAAUACUGGAGAACCCAGACUUCCCUGAAUGUCAUUCACUGAGAGGCUGGUUCGAUAAUGUCGGUUGCAGUGCCGAGUACUCCGAGUACAAGAAAGAACAGACCUCUUCAUUUGGGGGACCUCUGCUCUACAAGACGAUGCUGGAGUCAAAGAAUGAACUGCAUGAUGGUGAGGCUGCCAACUAUUUCAUGGCUACUGCCACCAUUCCUGUCUUCAAGAAAGACAACAGUCUUUACAAGGCCUGCCCCCAGCCAGAUUGCAACAAGAAGGUAGUAGAUUGUGGCAACUCUUCUUACAGAUGUGAAAAAUGCUCCAAAGAGUUUGGCACGUUUAAGUGGAGACUCAUACUCCAGAUGAACAUUAGUGACUUUACAGAGAGCCAGUGGGUGACAGCCUUCAACGAGGUCGCUGAAACCAUCCUCAACAUUAAAGCUGAUGAGUUGGGUGCUCUCAAAGAUACGGACUCCACACGAUUUGAUCAGGUUUUCACUAACGCCAGUUUCUCUACAUUUACCUUCAAGCUGAGAUCAAAAGUAGAGAAAUAUAAUGAUGAAAGUCGUUUGAAGACAGCAUGCAUACAGGCCACACCAAUCAGUUACGCUGAUGAAAACAAACGUCUGAUUUUAAUUUUGGAAAAAUAUCUACAGUGAGCGUACGUACAUACACUAUACAAAUUCCUGAGUGUAAUUCAUGUAUGUUGUUGGUGUUGACCUUUUUGUUUAUACAAAACUUUAACAUUUGACUCUUAUUAUUUGUUUGAAUAUUAUUUUGUAAUGUUUUUUUUUUACAUUUAGCACGAAGUUUGUUUGUCUUUGAUGUUGUUCAGUAUACAGUGAUUUUGGUCAUUUCUGAUUAUUUUGUUCAUUGUCUUGUUAGAAAAAAAUUAUAAUUGUGAUUUUUCUUUUAGUUUUUACAAAUUGGUUUAGAAAUUGUAAUUGGACAAUCUGAUUCGUUGCCAGAAAGGUCCUCUCAAAAUUUUUAACUGCAGUACCUAUGCGAUGUGCCUUUCCUAACAAUUACUCAAGAUAAUAAAACUAAAACUCUAUAUUAUGCUGGUAGUACCUAAAUUUAACGCAAAUUUUUUAUUAAGUUACUGUCGAUAAAAUC